AUGUCGAAGCUGCUUUCAUGGCGUCGCUCAAUCCUUCAACCCCUGCUCUCAAACACCAAUAUUACUCAUUUUCCGUCUCCAUUUUACCUCAUCAUAUCUCGUUUCAUCAGCCACUGUCCACAUGAAGAGGACCUAUACGACCCCCAAUUUUCCCCGAUAAAUUUCAACAAAAAUAAGAACAAAUUGAAAAAUACUCAAGAAAAAAAGUAUUCGCAAAAAGAUACUAAACAAUUAACUACGGAUAUCGCCAAUAAUUUUCCGCUGAAAGCCGAUUUGCCAUUUGAUUUUAUGCACUCUUACUCGGAGAACAGCCGCGGUGUUGAGCCCAUUGGAUUCCGUGAGCCUACUAGAUUCUCUCCAUUCGGGCCUGGUCGGAUUGAGCGAAAGUGGACUGGGACUUGCGCUCCGGCUCCGGCUCAGGCUCAGGUGGAUCUGGACAAAUUGGACGAGGAGAGGAAAAGGGUCCUUGGAGAACCGUUGUCAGAGGAGGAAAUUACGGAGCUCGUAGAGAAGUAUCGCCACAGUGAUUGCUCGCGUCAAAUCAAUUUGGGAAAGGGAGGAGUUACACACAACACGCUUGAAGACAUCCACAAUCACUGGAAAAGGGCUGAAGCUGUACGGAUUAAAUGCUUGGGAGUGCCAACUCUUGACAUGGACAACAUUUGUUAUCAUCUUCAGGACAAAACUGGUGGGAUAAUUAUAUACCGUAAUAUCAACAUCCUCCUCCUAUUUCGAGGUCGAAACUAUGACCCCAAAAAUCGACCAGUCAUUCCUCUUAUGUUGUGGAAACCAUAUGCUCCAAUCUAUCCAAAACUCGUGAAGAAUGUUGCCGAUGGUCUCACAUUUGAGGAAACUAAGGAGAUGCGAAACAAAGGGCUUAACUCUCCUCCUUUAAUGAAACUCACUAGGAAUGGUGUAUAUGUAAAUGUGGUGGAAAGAGUGAGAACAGCAUUUGAGACUGAAGAAGUAGUGAGGUUAGAUUGUACCCAUGUGGGAACAAGUGACUGUAAAAAGAUUGGCGUCAAAUUACGAGAUCUUGUUCAUUGUGUUCCAAUCCUAUUCAAGGAUGAACAGAUCAUACUCUGGAAGGGAAAGAAAGAUCAAGAAUAG
Molecule: messenger RNA, 1110 nt
Organism: Fraxinus pennsylvanica
Lineage: Eukaryota; Viridiplantae; Streptophyta; Magnoliopsida; Lamiales; Oleaceae
Source: the annotation of a GenBank genome assembly